This is a messenger RNA of Trypanosoma grayi, 2196 nucleotides long. RefSeq lists its product as hypothetical. The record is from RefSeq and is a predicted model, not a curated record. Bases 1 to 2196 code for a protein of 731 amino acids. The transcript has a single exon. Lineage: Eukaryota; Euglenozoa; Kinetoplastea; Trypanosomatida; Trypanosomatidae.
AUGGACCGCGUUGGUAGCCGCCUGCUCGACGCGCUGCUGCUGAAGACGCCGUUCCCCGCCGACACGGAGGACAUGUCACCGCUGGAGGUGCUCGUGCUGUGGGCGAACACGACGCUGAUCGAGGGCCCCUUUGGCCCGUUGAUCGUCGCCGCCACCGACACUGACUUUGCGGAGUACAUCGGCAACAUCGAAACCAAGCAGAGCAACCAGCAGCAACAGCAACAGCAACAGCAACAACAGCAGCAGCAACGGUCACGGAUGCGCCUCUGUGAUAUCAGCGAGGAAGACCUCCCGUUCAACGCGCUGCUGACGGAGGCGACGACGGUGUACGUGCCGCUGCAUCUCUUCCUCGCGCUCAUCCGCACGCUGGACUACGAGUCGGGACCGAGCAACGAGGAGCUCAAGACGGUCUGCCUCACCGACGCACGUGUGCGGGCGCUGCGGGUACAGGUGGAAAACGAGGUGGUGGACGAGGAGGACCCGAAUAUAGUCGUCCUGCGCACGAUGGAGGCGACGGUUGGUCGUACGCUUGUGGAGGCCUACCGCACGCUGACGGGCGGUGCCGCUAUUGUGACGGCCCAGCAGCUUAUGACGCGCCGGCGUGGUGUGCAGCUUGUAUUCCUCGCCGGUCUCAUGCGUUACAUCUCCAACUGGAUGGAGAGUAAAGUCAAGAGGCAGCGCUCCACUGAGGACAGCCUUGUCCCAUCCCCCAUAACCACCACAGAGACACCACUACCAACAACAACAACAACAGCAGCAGCAGCAACGACCGGAGAGACGAUUGCUGUGGAUACUCACCUCGGCGUGCGUGACCGGCACUGCGUGGAGUGGUACCACCCACCGCAGAGUCAUCUGUCGUGGCCCCUCAUGGUGGAGAACCAGCGGCGCUGGAUCGCCGCAUCAUUCAGCGCACUGCAUCACGCUGUCAACGUCGCGGUCGAGUCCAACGCCAUCUCCACCACCGAGGUGCAAGAGGACACGCCGGAGUUUAUGGAGAACGUGACGCUCAUGCGGCUCGCUGACAUUUUGCCACGGGAGGCCAUCACGACCGGCUCUUACUUCCUCCGCCUGGCGCGCUGCGUCGAAAAUGUGUUUCCGAAGCUGCGCGCGCUGUUCCUGCAGUACGCGUGGGAGAACGGCGGGGGUGAGCGGUACAUCACCGCGCUGGACUUUUGGCGCCUGUUGUGUGACUGCCGUGUGGUGGGCGGUCGUGGCAAACUCCACCGCUUUGUGGUGCGCCGCAUCAUCAUAAUUGUGUGCGAAGAUAACGCGCAGCGCUCACUGGGUCGCUCGCUCGACGUGUCCAGCACACUGAAGGCUCCACGGAAGUCGCGCUUCGUGCGGGAAGCGACGGAGAUCGACCUGAAGAGCACGCUCUACAAGAUGCGCCUCAACGCGGCAGAGUUCAUGGAGGCGUUGCUGCGCUGCGCACAGGCCUGGAGCAGCAUGCAGCGGCAGCAGCUCGAAGCAGAAGAGGCCGAGGGGUCACCACCAGCAGCAGGUGCAGCAGCGCCGGCAGUGGACGCUGCGGAUCAAGAAGGAAAGUCGCGGCUGGCGACACUUGUCCACUAUGACCCGUGCGAUUUGACGAUAGCGCUACGCCCCGCAGCGGUGCGUGAGUUUCUCCACGAGUGGAUCAUCACCCAUAGCUUUCGCGGGCCCACGCUCGACGUGUUUCGCCGCGCCAGACGCCACGCCAAGGUGCGGGACUUGUUUGCCACCAACCUGGACGCCCUCUUCGGCCUCUUUUCGGCCUACGCGAGGCCGAAGGAGGCGUUCGGCAUGCGCGUCACGCUGCCGAACAGCGAGGCGAACUCGCGAAGGUCUGCGAAUGAGCGGUCGACGAGCCACAGCACCCUCUUUGCCGUCGGCAGCAGCAGCAACCUUAACAUCGCUGCGCACUACAGCCACAUGGGCAUCGUGCGUGUCAUGACGCUGAGCUGGGUGCAGCGCAUGGCGGUAGAGUUCGAUUGGGUCCGCAUUCGCCGCGUCACGUCACGUGUGAUUGAGGAGUCGUUCGUUGCGGUCGCCGUCGACGCGGACCGCGAGCCCGGUGUCAUAUUCUUCCCCGAGUGGCUCGACCUGCUGUGCGUCGUGGCGCACUACUACGACCCCAACGUGACGCGGCCGCUGCAUGAGAAGAUGACGGGAUUCCUCGACGAGUAUGUCCUCAAGUACCACAGGGGGGAGGACUGA